UCCGAAACAUCUGUGCGAUCUCUGAAGAAUAUAACCUGCAUUUCGUUUCAUGUAAGAAAUAUUUACAAAUAUUUACACACAAUGAAGAGAUAGAACAUUAGAAAAUAUAAUAAAAGAAAUUUAGACCAUGCAAAUGUGGAAUUAAUGUUCAUCUAACUGUUCUUGAUAAAAUCAAAUUAUGGCAGAUAUAGCUUUGACGAGCGAGCAAACGAAAUUUUUGGAAGAGUGUGAAGAAGAAUUUGAAAAUCGUUUCACAGAAGAGGACAGUGAAUUUAUAAAGAUGAAAAUGCAAGAGCCAAAGAAACCGCCUAUUGUCGAUCCUUGGUAUAAUAAACCGCGUAGACACGACUGGUCGCGUCAGCAUCAACAACAAAAUCAUGGUAGACGUAAUCAUAAUUGGGAUCGUCGUAAUAAUGAGAGAAAUGAAAAGUGGGAACGUCAUGCUGGUAAACACUUCAUGCAGCAUCGACAGAAGAUGUAUUAAAAUAUAGUGAGACAGAUGCAAGCAUGAGGACUUGAUUGACACAUGAAAAUUGAACCUCUAAUUAUUAUUGUUUCUACAUAUUUUUUUUUAUCGAUGAGUGAUAAAGCAUUUUUAUUUCUU
Molecule: messenger RNA, 604 nt
Organism: Nylanderia fulva
Lineage: Eukaryota; Metazoa; Arthropoda; Insecta; Hymenoptera; Formicidae
Biological process (GO): RNA 5'-cap (guanine-N7)-methylation
Cellular component (GO): mRNA capping enzyme complex
Molecular function (GO): RNA binding
Source: RefSeq, a predicted model, not a curated record